This is a messenger RNA of Psilocybe cubensis, 2394 nucleotides long. RefSeq lists its product as uncharacterized. Gene Ontology annotation, biological process: tRNA wobble uridine modification. The record is from RefSeq and is a predicted model, not a curated record. The transcript is spliced from 15 exons. Gene Ontology annotation, cellular component: elongator holoenzyme complex. The coding region runs from base 1 to 2394 and encodes 797 amino acids. Gene Ontology annotation, molecular function: protein binding. Lineage: Eukaryota; Fungi; Basidiomycota; Agaricomycetes; Agaricales; Agrocybaceae.
AUGCCAACUGAUCUGAUCUACGUUGCUGCAGCUUGCAAUAGGUUCAACCAGGCAGGCGAUGUCUCUCCGUCCACCUCGUUAAUCGCUUUUGGGUCGUCCAGCUUGGUGGCACUUUGGGAUCUCAGUAGUCCAGACGAUAAUGGAGUAAUGAAAACACUGCCAGACUUCAAGGGCUCAAUAACUUGUGUCAAAUUUCUGGCGAACGAAAUUUUGAUAGCUGCCAAUGAAGCUGGAAUGUUAAAUUGCUGGAGGAAAAAAUCCUUGGACUCUGAGUGGACCCUUACUUCAACGGAUCAAGCUCAUUCAGCGUCGAUAUCUACUCUCUCUGUUCAGGGAGCCCGUAUCGUAACAGGGUCUUCGGAUUCUUCAAUCAAAAUAUGGAAAUACACCCAGGGUGUAGAUAAAGAUGAUAUUAUCGAGUCACAGACAAUUCAACUUAAAGGAAAAUAUCCUCUUAUCUCAUCUAUGGCAUAUCUACCGCAAACAAACGUGUCGAUCUUGGCAGUCGGUGGAACCGAUACAUUCGUGCGGUUAUGGGUCUGCUCGGAUGAUGAGUAUCUAUUAUCUGCUACGCUAGCUGGCCAUGAAGAUUGGAUUCGAAGUUUGGCUUUUAAGAGUCCAGGAACCGAAGAUGCUCCAUUAAUAUUGGCAUCAGGCUCUCAAGAUGCCACUAUCAGGCUUUGGAACAUAGAGCCGUGGAAAAAGACCACAAAUUCCAAGGAUAAGAUUCGAUCAUCCGAAGCAAUAGAUGUACUUUUGGAUACCUUUGAGGAUUCUCUGGGUGAUCUCGGAGAGAACGAAGAAGGAGGUAGACAAAUAUCGCUCAAGCACCACAUUUUAACCGUCAAGGUCGACUCAGAAAGUUCACAGCAAUUUUCAGUCACCUUUGAUGCUCUUCUAGUGGGACAUGAAGCCGGCGUUACUUCUCUCUCAUGGCGUCGCGAUAUAUCCACAAUUCCCACUCUGCUAUCAACCUCUACGGAUUCAUCCGUCAUUCUUUGGUCGCCUUCGAGCAUUAAUUCAUCUAUAGAUGCAUCAGCUUCUAUUUGGAUUAACCGUCAACGAUUUGGUGACGUUGGGGGACAAAGGCUUGGUGGUUUUGUUGGAGGUCUUUGGGCACGGGAUAGUCUCGAAGUUUUAGCCUGGGGUUGGGCGGGAGGUUGGAGGAGAUGGUCAUGUAGCUCACCUACGAUGGUUGAACCUGCUGAUGAAAAGUGGAAUGAAAUAGGCGCGAUUUCUGGCCACAGUGGGCCCAUUAAAGGUCUUGACUGGAGUCCGGAUGGAAAAUAUAUUAUCACAACAGGUCUCGAUCAAACCACACGAAUCCAUGGACCAGUUCACAAUUCAGCAAACAAGACAUCAUGGCAUGAAAUCGCUCGACCUCAAGUUCAUGGAUACGACCUGCUAAAUGUGGUGUUUGUGAAUCCAUUGAAAUUUGCUAGUAUAGCAGACGAAAAAGUUGUUCGAGUGUUUGAAGCCCCUCGUGGGUUUGUGCAAUUGACAGAAAAACUUGGCGUUGCCCAGUUUUCUGAAGAAGAGCACAAACGGCCCGUAGGCGCAAAUGUACCGGCUUUGGGGUUAUCUAACAAAGCAAUCAGCGAAGAAUUGGUUGGAAACGUAGAUCUUUCCAGGAGGCCAUUUGAGGGAGAGCUCGCUUCUAUUACACUAUGGCCUGAAACAGAAAAAGUCUUUGGACAUGGAUACGAGUCUAUAACACUGGGUAUUUCGAGUUCAAGAGAACUUAUUGCAACAGCCUGUAAAUCGACCAGCGCUGAGCAUGCAGUCGUUCGUGUUUACGACACCAAGAAUUACAAAACAGUCGGCGAGCCUCUUCACGGGCAUAUUCUAACCGUUACGCGGAUAGCUUUCAGCCCCGAUGACAGGCAUAUUUUAACAGUAUCGAGAGAUCGUUCGUGGAGACUUUUCCAGGUUCAACAAUCAGGAGGUUAUGUUCCUGUCGCGGCUGAUAAAUCUCAUGGUCGCAUCAUCUGGGAUUGCGCAUGGUCAGCAGAAGGUGACAUUUUCGUCACUGUAUCUCGCGACAAGACAGCAAAGAUUUGGCAGCAGACAGACGACAGUUGGAAGGCAGUAACGACUAUCAAGUUAGCCCAGCCUGGUACUGCAGUAGCGAUCGCUCCGGCGAGGGAUGGAAAAAGACGAAUGGCAAUCGGACAAGAAAAUGGUGAAAUUUUGAUAUACUCCGGCAUCACAAGUUCUGCAAAUUGGGUGCACGAUGAGACUAUCAGCUCAAGGGUAGCACACGUUACUCACAUUCAUCGAAUGGCAUGGCGUCCAUCAUCUCAAGGUUCACCUGAAGAACUGGCAACAUGUAGUGAAGAUGGUACAUUGAGGAUCUUAAUAGUUCGGUCGGGUGAAUUAGACGGCUCCAACUAA